UUGCCCUGUGCCAAAGUGGCUAUUAAUAUACAGUAGCCGUGUGCUUCACUGAACUACAACAGUUGAGCAAUGAAAUGGGCAUGUGUUUCAUUUACAAUAACGUCUUGUUUUCAAAGAUCAUAUGCGAUUUUUGCACGUGUUUUGCAUAGUUCUAGUUCUUACUAGUAGGAUUUUUUGCAGGUAUUUGUCUGACUGAACUUUUCUGAUGAGGGACUAUGAAGAAAUCGUUGCUUUCCUUGGGGAAUGGGGACCUUUCCAAAAUCUAAUCUAUGCUCUUCUCAGUCUGAGUAUCAUUCCCAAUGGAUAUGUGGGAAUGUCAAUGGUUUUCCUAGCUGACAUUCCUCCUCAUCACUGCAGAGUUCCAUCCCUGAACAGCAGCUAUGGUGGACUGGGCUACAAUCUGUCCAUCCCGACUGAGGAGCUGAAAAGGGUGACCAUCCUGAGUCGCUGCAGACGCUACACUGAACAGGAAGACUCGGACUCUGCCUACAGAAAUGACACAGAGGGAUGUAUGGAUGGCUGGGUGUUCAGCAAAGACAGAUAUGUGUCCACUAUUGUCACUGAGUGGAACCUGGUGUGUGAUGAUGCAUGGAAGGCUCCCUUCACACUGACUGUGUUCUUCUUGGGAGUACUGGCUGGAUCCUUUUGUUCAGGUAUUGUCUCUGACAGGUAUGGCAGAAAGCCUACCUUCCUCAUAACCAUGGUGCUACAAACUCUGGUCAGUGUGCUACAGUCCGCCUCCAGCAGCUAUGAGAUGUUCUGCGUGCUUUACUUUGUGGCAGGGAUGGCGUAUGUUUCCAAUUACUGUGCAGCCUUUGUGCUUGGUUCUGAGCUGCUCAGUAAAUCGGCUCGCAUAAGUUUUGGGAUCCUGGGAGUCUGUUCCUGCUUUGCUGUUGGCUACACCAUUCUGCCACUGUUCGCGUACUUCAUUCGUGACUGGAGGACACUCCAGUUGGUUCUGUCUCUGCUGGGGUUUCUAUACAUUCCCCUUUGGUGGUUCAUCCCAGAGUCCCCCCGCUGGCUCAUCACUCAGGGCCGGUUGCAGGAGGCAGAGGCCAUCAUUCGAGCUGCUGCCAAGAAGAACGGCAUCACUCCACCAGAGGACAUCUUCCAACAGGAGCUCAUGAACGACACAAAGACCAAUCAUACUACUGAGAACAAGUACACAUGGUUGGACCUGCUAAAAACGGAAAACAUAAGGAAUAUUACAAUUUUAAACAUCAUCAUUUGGAUCUCGCUAACAAUGAGCUACUAUGGGCUGUCGUUCAAUACUCCCAAUCUGGAUGGAGAUCCUUACCUCAACUGUCUCUUUGCCGCAAGUACCGAGUUUGCGGCCUACAUUUUCAUCUGGUUCACUACGCGCCAUGCUCCUCGCCGCUUCACGUUGCCCUUCACUCUUCUUCUUGGCGGGGUGGUCUUGUUGCUCAUCACUUUUGUCCCUGAAGAGCUGAAUGGCUUGACCCUUACCCUGGCGAUGACGGGGAAGCUUGUGGUAACCGGUGCCUAUGCGUUUGUGUACUUCUACACCAUGGAGCUGUUCCCCACUGUAGUGCGCAAUAUGGGACUGGGAGUCACCUCCAUGGCGGCCAGAAUAGGCAGCACUGCCUCUCCAUACAUAGCCUACAUUGGGACGUAUCAUGAAACUGCACCUUACAUACUCAUGGGUAGCAUUUCCAUAGCAUCUGGCGUACUGAGCCUGUUGUUACCAGAGACAAAAGACGAGGAACUCCCAGAAUUCCUCAGCCAAGUGAAACCGCUCAGAUGGUUUUGCAAGGAAAAGAGGCCAUUGGAACAGAACACGCGAGACGCAAAUGGACAUGUACAGAAUGUAGUAGAUCUGACAUCGGAACAAAUUUAGCCUACAAAGCUACUGCAGGUUCCGCUCCGGCUUACCUGAGGGCGAUGCUGAAGCCAUAUGUUUCUUCCAGGGUGUUGCACUCAAUGGAAUAAGCUAGUUGCUACAAGAGCAGGGUCAUCCCUCUCAACUGUCAAGAAGCUUGUGAAGACUCAUCUUUUCCAAGAUAACUACUCAUCUCUAAUCCUGGGCACUACACUUAAUAGGGUCUCCACUAUUUAUACUGUAUAUUACUGCUCUACAUCUAUUCCACAUUGCUUGUAUACUCCAAUACUCUGUAUUGACCCCACUCUGUACUUUCUUGGAUGUCCUCUUUUUAAGUCGCCUUGGUUAAAAGUGUCUGCUAAAUGAAAUGUAACAUAAUGUGAAGUAAAACUGUAGAGAACUUAUCAUCUUCUGAGUUACUUUGCCAAGUAUUAAACAUUUAUAUUUGAAAAGUUGAAGUGAUAAAGUGUACAGGGAUAAAUUGACUAAUCGGAUAUGCUACGUCCAGGGCCUGAUUAAGAUGGCCUGGGGCCCCUAGGCUCCAGGUUCCUGUGGGCCCCUCGGACGGCAUAUUUCACAACAAAUUUACAUAGGCAGUGUCAUAAUUAUGAGCUAGCAAUUAAGGGUAACAUGUACAAUAACUGCAGUCAAUAUGACAGAUGAGGUUUUCAUUUUUGCAUCUGACACAAUUGUAGGAGCCAAAAUGAACUUUUUGUUUAUUCUUACCAUUUCCCUUUUUUGGUCUUUUUAUUAGUGUGUGUUUGUGUGAGUGAGUGAAUGAGUGAGAGAGUGAACUUGGCCACAGGUGUGUCUGACCCCACCUAGAGGAUGACUGGGGUACUGGAGCCCAGGUGGAGGUGGAGCCCAAGGAGAAGGCCUUAAGGGGCAAAGGUCACGGCAUCCAGUUUGGCUGAGAGGGCACACAGUCCUUUGACCGUGUGGGCUGGACUGAUCCAUAGCAUAUAGUAACUCUCAGUUUUUUGUCUUUAUCUUUCAACAAGUUUUAAGUUAUUUGUAAACAAUCAUCAUUAUCUGCAUUAA
Messenger RNA from Engraulis encrasicolus (European anchovy), 2881 nucleotides. Its product is annotated as organic cation/carnitine transporter 2-like. The record is from RefSeq and is a predicted model, not a curated record. The transcript has 10 exons. Gene Ontology annotation, biological process: quaternary ammonium group transport; transmembrane transport. Bases 206 to 1858 code for a protein of 550 amino acids. NCBI's taxonomy places the organism in Eukaryota, Metazoa, Chordata, Actinopteri, Clupeiformes, Engraulidae. Gene Ontology annotation, cellular component: membrane. Gene Ontology annotation, molecular function: quaternary ammonium group transmembrane transporter activity.